AUGGCGUCUGGAGAGAUAAAGCCCUUGAUUGUUUCUCAACCACAAAGUGUUUCUCCAAAAGAAGGAAGCAAUGUCACUUUGCAUUGUAACGCUACUGGAAGCCCCACACUUUUUAUGUCCUGGUCGUUUGAUGGAUCUGCCUUACAAGAAAAUGAGAGUUCAAGGAUCAGUUUAUCCAGUGACUCUCAAGAGUUGACAAUAACGAAUGUGGAAAGAGGAGACAGUGGAGAGUACAGAUGUGCUGUGAAAAACAGGGUUGGAAAUGACACUUCUGAACCCUCUGUAGUAAACGUGUUAUAUCAACCUGAAAUUAUUACGCAUCCUAACGAUGUUACUGUGGAAGAAGGACUUCCCAUGAAAUUAGUUUGUAACGCUACUGGAAAUCCCCCGCCAACACUGUCAUGGACCAAAGAUGGAUCUUCAGUUGCUGACAACUUAAGGAUAACUUUCUCUGGAGACAACAAGACACUGUCUAUAGCGAAUGGGAACAGAUUAGACAGCGGGGAUUACCGAUGUGUUGCCAGUAACAGCCUUGGACAUAUUGCCUCAAAUGCUGCAAAAGUCGACGUACUGUUUGCGCCAGAGUUGACAACUGAUGGAGAUCAAAUACAGUACGUAGCCAACGGCACUGAUUUACAGCUGACAUGCCGGUUCAAUGCUUUACCGCCCGUGUCUGAGGUGCAAUGGUUAAAAGAUGGGAUUGUGAUUGUAUCAACCCUCACUGCGUCCUCGAAUGAGUCACGUGUUUAUAUUUCACAUCAUAAUGAAAGCCAAGCUCAGCUGUCGAUCAAGGCAGUUUCCUUGGAAGAUUCUGGAAAUUACACCUGCAAUGUUACAAAUAAUGUUGGUAGCUCCUCGAAUUGGACAUCGAUUACUGUUCAAGUUACGUCUACUAUCGAGACGAACCCACAAGCUGUUCUGGUCAACGAAGGAGGAAACUUGAACCUGUUUUGCAACGCUUCUGGAAGCUCUUUGACGAUAUCAUGGACAAGAAAUGGAUCUGGUAUAAAUCCCAGUGAGGACACGAGGAUCCGUUUGUCGGCAGACAACGAGCAGCUGACGGUAACAAAUGUGAGCAGAAUGGACAAAGGAGCUUACCGGUGUGUGGUGAGCAACAAUGUUGGAAAUGCUACCUCUGAUGCCGCUAUGGUGACUGUUCAGUUUAGGCCUGAAAUAUCUCAAGCUCCAAUUGACACCACGAAAGUGGAAGGACAAACUGCUGUGUUUAGUUGUUUGGUAGCAGGUUACCCUACACCUGUUGUUGCUUGGACAAAGAAUAACGUCCAAUUGAAUAUAGCAGCAAAUUCCCGAUUUACUGUCUCUUCCAAGGAUGUAAAUCACAGUCUGACAGUAACAAAUGUGCAACAGUUGGAUACUGGAAAGUAUAGAUGUGUCGGCAAUAACGUAUUGGGUAACUCCACUUCAUCUCCAGCGACUCUUACAGUGCAAUUUCUACCAGAGGUGACAAUUGAUGGAGAUAAAAUACAGUACGAAGCCAACGGUACUGACUUACAGCUGACAUGCCGGUUCAACGCUUUGCCUCCCGUGUCUGAGGUGCAGUGGUUAAAAGAUGGGAUUGUGAUUGUAUCAACCCUCACUGUGCCCUCGAAUGAGUCACGUGUGAAUAUUUCACAUCAUAAUGAAAGCCAAGUGCAGCUGUCGAUCAAGGCAGUUUCCUUGGAAGAUUCUGGAAAUUACACCUGCAAUGUUACAAAUAAUGUUGGUAGCUCCUCGAAUUUAACAUCGAUUAUUGUUCAAGCGACUCCUGCUAUGGAGACGGACCCAAUAGCUAUUCCAGUCAAGGAAGGAGAGAACUUGACCUUAUUUUGCAAUGCCUCCGGAAGCUCUCUGACAAUAUCAUGGACAAAAAAUGGAUCUGGUAUAAGUCCCAAUGAGGAUUCACGGAUCUAUUUGUCGGUAGACAACGAGCUGCUGACAAUAUCGAAUGUGAGCAGGAAAGACAACGGAGCAUACCAGUGUAUGGCAAGUAACGAUGUUGGAGAUGCUACCUCCAAUCAAGCCAUAGUCACUGUUCAGUUUGCCUCUGAAAUAUCCCAAUCCCCAACUGAUAACACGAAAGUGGAAGGGGAAACUGCUGUGUUCAGAUGCGUAGUAGCAGGAUACCCUACACCUGAUGUUGCUUGGACAAAGAAUGGAGUGGAUUUGAAUGUGGCUGCAAAUGUGCGACUUAGCGUCUUUGCCAAUAAUGGAUACCACCAAUUGACUAUAUCAGAUGUCCAACAAUCGGAUGCAGGAAUAUACAGAUGUGAGGCCAAUAACAGUUUGGAUAACGCGAGCUCAUCUGCAGCGACCCUUACAAUACAUUUCGAUCCAGAAGUUACAAUUGAUGGUGAUAAAGAGCUGAUUGUGGCUAAGGGCGACAUUAUCAAGAUAGCGUGUCGGUACAACGCUCUACCGCCAGUGUCUGAGGCACAGUGGAUAAAAGAUGGAAUGGUGAUUUCAUUAAAUUCUUCAAAAGUGCUCAAUAACUCCCGACUGGAUAUCCUGUACUUCAAUGUAAGCUAUAUACAGUUGUCAAUCAAUGCAGUUAUCGUGGCGGAUAGUGGGAAUUAUAGUUGCAGUGUCACGAAUAAGGUUAAUACUGCAUCGGACUCGACAUCUAUCAUCAUUGAAGAGAAGCCUUCAAUUGUUACUCAUCCACAAAGUGUUGCUCCUAAAGAAGGAGAUACUGUUGCUCUGCGUUGCAACGCUACUGGAAGCCCUUUGCUGCAUAUAUUUUGGACGUUGGAUGGAUCUGUCAUGGUGGAAAAUGAGAGUUCCAGGAUCAUUUUAUCAAAUGAUUCUCAAGAAUUGACAAUAACGAAUGUGAGAAGAGUAGACAGUGGAGAAUACCGAUGCGUUGUGAAAAACAGGGUUGGAAAUGACACCUCUAACCCCUCUGUAGUAAACGUGCUAUAUCAACCUGAAAUUAUCACGCAUCCCAAGAAUGUUACAAUAGAAGAAGGAAGUCACAUGACCUUAUCCUGUAACACAACUGGUAAUCCAUCACCAAUACUAUCAUGGACCAAAGAUGGUGUUUCUAUAGGCGACAACAAAGGGGUAAUUUUCUCAGGAGACAACGAGACACUUUCUAUAACAAAUGUGAACAGAACAGACAGCGGAAAUUAUCGAUGUGUUGCCAGCAAUAGCCUUGGAGAUGAGACUUCAAAUGCUGCUAAAGUAGACAUUCUAUUUGCACCUGAAAUCGUUCUAAAUCCAGAGGAUAUCACCAUAAUUGAAGGAGAAGAAGCUGUGUUUAGUUGCGUGGUAGAUGGAAAUCUUUCACCGAGUGUUUCUUGGACGAAGAAUGGGGAAAAACUGAAUAUGACAAAUCUACGAUUAACAGCGUCAUCACAGAACUACAAUCACAGUUUAACAAUCACAAAUGUUUACCGAUCGGAUUCGGGACAAUACACAUGUGUAGCUGUGAAUAGUGUUGGCAACUUGACAACAUCUUCAGGGAAUCUCAAAGUACAAUGUAAGUAG
This is a messenger RNA of Stylophora pistillata, 3486 nucleotides long. Its product is annotated as hemicentin-2-like. NCBI's taxonomy places the organism in Eukaryota, Metazoa, Cnidaria, Anthozoa, Scleractinia, Pocilloporidae. The record is from RefSeq and is a predicted model, not a curated record.